CUCCCUGUCUCUGACUCCUUCUUUUACUUCCCCCCAUCCCAUCGUUACCUUUCAAUUUCAUCCUUGCUACUUAUUCUUCUUCUUCCUCUUCCUUAGUCCUUCACCUCGUUGAGGCUAGCUUCGACUCAUGACACCCUCCGUAUCACUACUCCCCUUUUGAUUCUCUUGCUUUCUUUCACUCCACCCCACACUCCCAAGUCGAAUCUCAGCUCCUUAGUAUAGGAGUCUCUCAGCAUGCGGUGGCGGCUGCCUGGCGCCCAGUCGACCCUCCCUUCCAGUGUCGCACUUCUCCUGCUUCCUGUUCUUGUUACUCCGCAGCAGUGGCAACGACAACAACAUCAUCAACAGCAAUAUGACCUUCCUUCCACCGUCUCCGUUCUGCAACAACCCAACGGACCCUCCGCGGGGAGCAAUCCCCCAUACGUAUCGGAUGUGAAGUCCAACGAUGUGAGCGCCCUUGCAACCAUGGCUCUGGCGGGCUCUAGCCGCGCCGUUCGAGCCCCUCCUGCCCAAGUCAGCAGCAGCCCGUCGGCUGGUCUGGCUCCGCAGCUUCACGCGCGGUCUCUGCAGGACUGGAAGGUUGAGGACUUUGUCCUUCUGGCGACCGUCGACGGUUCCAUUCACGCCCGUGACCGCAAAACCGGUGCGGCCCGUUGGGCCUUGGAGGUCCCAAGCAGCCCCACGGUCGAGAGUAUCUAUCAUCGAUCGAAUCGAUCGAGUUUCGAUCGCCAACAACCGGAGGAUGAUUUUAUCUGGAUAGUAGAGCCGAGUCAGGGCGGUAACCUCUAUAUCUACAGCCCAGGUCCAGAUGCAGGAUUACAAAAAUUGGGGUUGACCGUGAAGGAACUGGUGGAUGAGACACCCUACUCUGGGGAUGACCCGGCUGUCACCUACACGGCACGAAAGGAAACAACCUUGUAUACCAUCGAUGCACGAACUGGGACUAUCCUACGUGUGUUCAGCUCCCGAGGCCCGGUCUCGUCGGGACAGGAAUGUCGAAAGGUGGAUGGCCUGGAUGCGGACGCAGAGGAGUGUGAGACUCCUUCCGGCACCUUGGUGCUGGGUCGGAUUGAAUACACGGUAGCGAUACAAAACACCGAAACGGGCGAUCCCAUCUGCACGCUUAAGUACUCGGAGUGGACGGCCAACAACCGUGACAUCGACCUCCAGAGUCAAUACGUGAACACCAUGGACCAAAGCUUCAUCUACAGCAUGCAUGAUGGUGUGGUCCUCGGGUUCGACCAUUCUGAGAUGGACCGCCCACGUUACACUCAACGUUUCUCGAGUCCAAUCAUUCGAGUCUUUGAUGUCGCUCGUCCCGUCGGUAGUGACUCGCCCAAUCAGCCCACGCCGCUGGUCCUUCUCUCGCAACCCUCACAACCGCCUGAUCCUGACUAUGGAUCGCUGGAUGAGCGUGAUUCGCGCGUUUUCAUAGAUUGCACGGAGGCGGGUGGAUGGUACGCCAUGUCGGAAGAGACGUACCCUCUUGUUACGGGGAGGGCGAAGAUGGCGCAGUGUUACAAGAAAGACUACCUCCGCCAUGGGCAGCCCUUGACAAGCUUGAGUACGAGACAGCAGCAGGACGCCUUGGCCGGCGUACACUCUCUGCAUGCUCCCCGCGUGGUUCGCCGCCACAUUCCAAGCAUCUCUGGGCCGUCGUCUGCAGACUAUUCUAAUGACACGCCUCCUCGGGGACUCGUCCACACCUCAUCCGAAAUAGCCUUGCCACCUGCUCUUCGACACAGUACCAUUAUUCGCAAGGGCUGGGACAAUGCUGUAGACAUUUUUGUCACGCUACUGUUGCUGUUUUUCGGAACAUUCAUCUGGUUCAACUCCCACAAUAUCCAGGAACUGGCCAAACAGAAAUUGGAUCUAAAGAACAUUAUUGUGUCCUAUGGACAGCCAUCAUUGUCGACGCCGUCAACACCAGUCAUUGAUGGCCCUCACAUUAAGCGAGAAAUCAACGCUACUGAGUCCACACCCGAUGUGACAGUCGAUGUGAGCGUUUCUGAGGAGCAACAGUCUGCUGGUGACAUGACCCCGAAGCCCAAGAAGUCUGCAAACACUUUAGCACCUGACACUACUCCUCGAGUACGCAUUCGCGAGCCGUCUCAAGGACCCGACGCUGAUGACGACGUGGACGACUUCAACCUGCAGGAUUCAGAAAAGGGCGAGGGAGAGAAGCCUAAGAAGAAAGCCCGUCGGGGCCGCCGGGGUGGAAAGAAUCACAGACGUGGCAAAAAGCCCACCGAAGGCGAGGCAAAAGAGCAGGCGGAUCGCGUCGUAGAGGAAGUGAACAAUCUUCAACCGCAGACUCACCUCGAACCAGACAUCCAAUUGACCCGGACUGUCUCGAACGAGAUCAUCCAGAUGGAUGGCGUGCUCCAGAUCGGCCGUCUCAAGGUCUUCACAGAUGUUGUGCUAGGACAUGGUAGCCAUGGAACUGUUGUCUACCGAGGCUCAUUUGACGGUCGAGAUGUUGCCGUGAAGCGCAUGUUGGUCGAGUUCUACGAUAUCGCAUCCCACGAAGUUAGCCUGUUGCAGGAAAGUGACGACCACGGUAAUGUCAUUCGGUAUUACUGUCGUGAGCAAGCAGCUGGGUUCCUCUACAUUGCUUUGGAGCUUUGUCCGGCCUCUCUGCAGGACGUCGUCGAACGCCCGGGUGACUACCCACAGCUGGUUCAAGGUGGAAUGGAUAUGCCCGACGUCUUGCGCCAGAUCAUUGCGGGCGUACGGUACCUUCACUCACUCAAGAUCGUCCACCGAGAUCUGAAACCGCAGAAUAUCCUCGUUGCCAUGCCCCGCGGUCGCACGGGUUUGGGCUCGCUGCGGUUACUCAUUUCCGAUUUUGGUUUGUGUAAGAAAUUGGAGGAUAACCAAAGCUCUUUCCGCGCGACUACAGCACAUGCGGCAGGUACCUCUGGUUGGCGAGCACCUGAGCUGUUGAUGGACGAGGACAUGACCCCAGCCAUGAUGAGCACUGAAUCUCAGCACACUGAAUCUUCUGAGCCUGCCGUUGUUGAUCCUCAAACGAACCGUCGGGCGACCCGGGCUAUUGACAUCUUCUCCUUGGGCUGCGUGUUCUAUUAUGUCUUGACUCGGGGCUGCCAUCCGUUCGACAAGAAUGGCAAGUUCAUGCGGGAGGCCAACAUUGUCAAAGGCAACUAUAAUCUUGAUGAACUUCAACGCCUCGGCGAAUAUGCCUUCGAAGCAGAGGACUUGAUUCAGUCCAUGUUGUCAUUGGACCCACGCAAACGUCCUGAUGCGAGCGCCGUCUUGACGCAUCCGUUCUUCUGGCCUCCAUCCGACCGUCUCAGUUUCCUGUGCGAUGUCUCGGAUCAUUUCGAAUUCGAGCCACGUGACCCUCCGUCAGAUGCCCUGCUCUGCCUUGAGUCCGUGGCUGAGCGAGUCAUGGGUCCUGAUAUGGACUUCCUACGGUUGUUACCUCGCGACUUCAAGGAUAACCUGGGCAAACAGCGCAAGUAUACCGGAUCGAAGGUCCUGGAUCUUCUGCGGGCUCUGCGCAACAAGCGCAAUCACUACAACGACAUGCCCGAGCCCCUCAAGGCGCAUAUUGGUGGUCUUCCCGAAGGCUACUUGAACUUUUGGACUGUGCGAUUUCCCAGCCUCUUGAUGAGCUGUCACUCGGUUAUUGUAGAGUUGAAGUUGACCCGGAUCGAUCGGUUCAAGCGGUAUUUCACUCCUGUUGAGUAGACGUCGAGCUUUGUGGAUCUAUGACUGAAGAGUCGAGUACAUAUGUUGAACAUAGUGGACCAAAAGUAGCUGAAAUAUAUUUCCUUGGUUUU
This is a messenger RNA of Aspergillus homomorphus CBS 101889, 3806 nucleotides long. It is a transcript of the gene ireA, whose product is annotated as bifunctional endoribonuclease/protein kinase IRE1. The transcript has 2 exons. Gene Ontology annotation, biological process: mRNA processing; intrinsic apoptotic signaling pathway in response to endoplasmic reticulum stress; IRE1-mediated unfolded protein response. Gene Ontology annotation, cellular component: IRE1-TRAF2-ASK1 complex. NCBI's taxonomy places the organism in Eukaryota, Fungi, Ascomycota, Eurotiomycetes, Eurotiales, Aspergillaceae. The coding region runs from base 235 to 3714 and encodes 1159 amino acids. The record is from RefSeq and is a predicted model, not a curated record. Gene Ontology annotation, molecular function: RNA endonuclease activity; protein serine/threonine kinase activity; ATP binding.